Messenger RNA from Symbiodinium natans, 1776 nucleotides. The record is from the annotation of a GenBank genome assembly. NCBI's taxonomy places the organism in Eukaryota, Dinophyceae, Suessiales, Symbiodiniaceae.
AUGUCGUCCAGCAACCAGGAGCUCUCCGCGCAGCACCUCCACCAGACAGCCACCUCAGCCUACACGUACUCCGGCGCCAACCAGGUCUACUACGAGGCACAGAACCAGUGGUUUCAGGAAAAUCGCUCGAAGAGGAAAGGCCCACCGUCAGCAGCAUUGUCCACACCACUGGCUACUCCCCAUGAAGACACGGAUGAGGAGAUGGAUGCACGACCCAAGAUCGCGCAGCCACAGCCCGCAGACGCCAACACUACUCCUCUGAUACAGCCGCUGGACAUUGACGCGCAGGCCGCAGUCUCGCUUGCGGCGGCCCAAGCUGGGAUCAACUCCAACGACCCCGCGGCAAUUACUGCCUGGUUGGGAGAGUCCAUCACCACACGCAAACAGGUGAUGGAAACCAUCCGCGCCUACCAUACUGGGGUGAUUCGCAGCGAGAUCAGCAACAUCGUCCUCCAGGUUGAAGGAGUCGUCCGCCAACUGGACAAUAGACUACUCCUCCAGCAUGACCACCUUCGCUGGCUCACUCAGGAAAGCAGGAUGGAGCAGAAGAAGCUCUCAGGGCUUCAGGUCCUCACCACCGGCUGGUCCCCGACAAUGUCAGGUGAGGAACGUUUGUACCAACUCAACUGGAUGUUCGAGCAGGUGGACUACUUCCGUCGCUGGCUCUCUGACCGCGGGCACAACAUCGACGGCCCCAACGUUCCCUACAUCUUCAUGAACAUCCUCCAGUGUGAGCCGGCUACUCCUCCGUCCGGCCAGCAGUUUUCCACGGUUUCAAUUUUAACAUUUAAAUCUUGGGAUUUGCGCCAGCAGUUCAUGAGCACGUACGGUGGCCCCACGGGGACCCCCUUGUACAGAGAUUCUUCCACGCGCGAGAAGAACCGCCACGUCAGGGCGACACCAGCUUCGCCACAAUUUCAAAGGAAGAUGGAAGUGCCCAUUAGAGUACUCCUCUCCCUCAUCAAUGAAAGCGAGCUGCUCGAAUCCAAUCAGGUCACCGUGCUAUGGAAGACCUUGACCAUAAUGCAGCCGCAAUCUGUUCGCGAAUUCGAUGAUCAGAUCCGUGCCUUCGCAAGGAUGCAUUUUUUCGAAGACAAGGGAAUCAUGAAGGGCAUCCUAGAGGUUACUCCUCAGCUGAUGGAAGCGUUGCAAGCAAAGCCACCCAUCGGCUCGGAAGAACCCACCAUGUGGUCAUACCACUGGGCGAAGGUCGUUUAUGGUGUGCAACAUGAGUUGGAUGUUGCAGACCAGCACCAGUUUGCGAGGGCCCGGACCCAGGCCAAAGGCUCGGGAAAGGGCAUGGAGGUAGGCCAGACUAGGCGCCACUGGGCCUCCUCAGCAGUCUACUCCUCAGCGGACAAUCCGUUUCCAAUCGAGAUGGAAGUUCGCGACGUAGACGAUAUCUAUUUCGUCUGGGACGAGUAUUGUGACAAGUUCCAGAGAGCUGAUUUGAAAAUCGGCAGCUACCAGACGGGUACUGUCCAGGGAGCGCGCCCCUCGGCUACUCCUCCUACAGCCACAGGGGAGAGCGCAUUGUCAGUGUUUGCGCAGCCGAAGGCUGGCGCCAUGCAGCCCCCGUCAUGGGUGCCAAAGGCACCAGUUUCCGCAGCUGCCAAAGGCAAGAGCAGGGAAGUCGAAGCACAAACAGUAGGCUACUACGCAGACGCCUUUACCGGCAGUGGCGUAGCAGUCGCGGUGGAGUCAUAUGCCAGGGCCGCUUGGGCAAGGGCACUGGCAACAGGGAGAAGCCCCAGAGAGCGGCUCACGGCCGCGUAG